AAAAAAAACAGGGCAAAGGAAGAAGAAGACAGAGCUGAUCCAAUGCAUAGAAGACUAUCUUCGUCUGCUCUUACCACCAUCGCAUCCCGACAUCAUUACCAUUCAUCUCAAUCCGUCAAACCCACAACAAGUCACAAGCCCACCAGGAAGCCAUGGGAGGAAGUACCGUUUCUCACCGAUCUCAAACAAACCGAAGAAACAGAAGAAGCUCUGUCUCUCUUCCACCACUACCAGCAAAUGGGUUUCCGACACGACUACCCAUCUUACUCUUCACUCAUCUACAAGCUCGCCAAGUCCCGUGACUUCGACUCCGUCGAGCAAAUCCUCCUCCUUGUCCGCAACCGAAACGUCAGAUGCAGAGAAUCCCUCUUCAUGGGGUUGAUCCAGCACUACGGAAAAUCCAAUUCGGUCGAUAAAGCCGUCGAUGUUUUCAAUAAAAUGACGUCGUUUGAUUGUGUUCGUACGAUCCAAUCUCUCAACACUCUCAUCAACGUUCUGGUAGAUAAUCGCGAGCUGGAGAAAGCUAAAGCCUUUGUCGACGGAGCUAAAGAUAUGGGUUUGCGUCCCAACUCUGUUUCAUUCAAUGUACUCAUCAAAGGGUUUUUAGAGAGAUGUGAUUGGGAAGGUGCACGCGAGGUGUUCGACGAAAUGCUUGAGAGAGAAGUGCAACCCACUGUGGUGACUUAUAAUAGUCUGAUUGGAUUCUUGUGCCGGAAUGACGAUGUGGGUAAGGCGAAAAGCUUGCUUGAAGAUAUGAUGGUGAAAAGGAUACGACCGAAUCAUGUGACGUUUGGGUUGUUGAUGAAGGGUUUAUGUAGUAAGGGAGAGUACAGUGAAGCGAAGAAGCUGAUGUUCGAUAUGGAGUAUCGUGGGUGUAAACCAGGGUUAGUCAACUACGGGGUUUUGAUGAGUGAUCUUGGUAAGAGAGGGAAGAUCGAUGAGGCGAAGAUUCUACUUGGUGAGAUGAAGAAGAGGAGGAUAAAACCAGAUGUUGUGAUCUACAACAUUCUUGUUAAUCAUCUCUGUAGUGAAGGUAGAGCUCCUGAGGCUUAUAGAAUGCUGAUGGAAAUGCAGAUGAAAGGUUGUAAGCCAAAUGCAGCUACGUACCGUAUGAUGGUUGAUGGGUUUUGUCGUACUGGGGAUUUUGAUUCAGCGUUGAGUAUUUUGAAUGCAAUGCUUGCGAGCAGACACUCUCCCACACCUGCAACGUUUGUGUGUUUGGUUGAUGGGCUGAUAAAAGGAGGUAACUUGGACCAUGCUUGCUUUGUGUUGGAGGUGAUGGCGAAGAAAAAUUUAAGCUUUGGAUCUGGUGCUUGGCGAAAUCUACUUAGUGAUAUCUGCAUCAAGGAUGGAGAAGGUUGUUGUGAGGCUUUGUCAGAAGUGAUUUCUACCUAAGCAGUGAGUGAUCUCUUAAGGGCUGCAGGAUACUCUUUCUCCUUGUUUUACCUCUUGUUAUCACUUAUGUCUCAGCUGCUCGGCUUCUUACUGAAGAAGAAGAUAUUGGCUUGGUCCCCACAAGUCCUGGUCCAUUACCAACGUCUGGUUCAGGCCCCUUC
Raphanus sativus (radish) is the source of this 1556-nucleotide messenger RNA. Its product is annotated as pentatricopeptide repeat-containing protein At1g07740, mitochondrial. The transcript is spliced from 2 exons. The record is from RefSeq and is a predicted model, not a curated record. The coding region runs from base 43 to 1395 and encodes 450 amino acids. Gene Ontology annotation, molecular function: protein binding. Lineage: Eukaryota; Viridiplantae; Streptophyta; Magnoliopsida; Brassicales; Brassicaceae.